This is a messenger RNA of Homalodisca vitripennis (glassy-winged sharpshooter), 5955 nucleotides long. Its product is annotated as dynein axonemal heavy chain 7-like. The record is from RefSeq and is a predicted model, not a curated record. Gene Ontology annotation, molecular function: minus-end-directed microtubule motor activity; dynein light intermediate chain binding; dynein intermediate chain binding. NCBI's taxonomy places the organism in Eukaryota, Metazoa, Arthropoda, Insecta, Hemiptera, Cicadellidae. Gene Ontology annotation, biological process: microtubule-based movement. Gene Ontology annotation, cellular component: dynein complex.
GAAAUAUUUCCAUCAUCAGAUUCCAACCUCAUCAGAUCACUGACAAACUUGUACGAUUGUUUUAUGGAUGACUUUUAUGAUGAAGAUUUUAUAAAGAAUAUAUCAGAUUUGGAUACGAGAGCUCAGUUAGAAGGUGUGUUCUUUUUCUCUUGCAUCUGGUCGAUUGGUGCCUGUCUAAACAGCCCAAGCAGAGAGAAUUUCAGUGCUCUCUUUUACGGGCUUUUGCAAAAGGAAUUUCCACCUCAAUUGAAGGAUGAUUUUGGCAUUCCCGACCAAUUAAUAAUACCACCUUUGAAGCCCUACAUUUACACUAUACCUGAGCAGGCAACAGUAUUCGACUACCGAUUUAUCAAAGAAGGCAAAGGAAAGUGGAAGCUGUGGUCUGAGGAGUUGACCACUGCUCCUCCCAUCCCCAGAGACAUUCCUGUCAACCAGAUCAUAGUCCCUACAGUGGAGACUGUGAGGAACAUAGCUCUUUUACAGUUACUCGUCUUGCAUCAGAAACCUGUCAUGUUUGUGGGCCCAACUGGGACUGGCAAAUCUUCAUAUACUCAGGAUUUCUUACUGAAGAAAGUUGACAACAAUGUAUAUAAACCCAUGUUCAUAAACUUUUCUGCUCAGACAUCAGCCAACCAAACCCAAGAUAUAAUUAUGACCAAAUUAGAUAAGAGGAGAAAAGGGGUUUAUGGUCCGCCUCUGGGCAAGAAGUGUGUGGUGUUUGUGGAUGAUGUAAGCAUGCCGAUGAAAGAAACAUAUGGAGCACAGCCACCUAUAGAAUUGCUGAGGCAGUGGCUAGACCACCGCAUCUGGUAUGACCGCAAGGACAAUGUGGCCAUGAAACUCAUCGACAUACAGUUGGUCUGUGGCAUGGGACCUCCCAGCACAGGGAACACUGUUACGCCUCGGUUUAGCCGCCAUUUCAACAUUACUGUUAUAAACGAGUUUGAAGAUGAGACAAUGGUGACGAUAUUUGGCAAAAUAAUGUUGUGGCACUUAGACACUAGAGGGUUCAGCAAAGAGUUUGAUCCUUGCAUAGAUCAACUGGUCUCCGCUACACUAUACAUUUACAAGCAGAGUUUGGCGAAUCUCCUGCCUACCCCUGCCAAGUCCCAUUAUUUGUUCAACCUCAGGGAUUUUUCACGUGUAAUUCAGGGUGUUCUGCUGUCAGUUCCAGAAGCUAUGGAAGACUUGGUAGCAAUGAAGAGACUGUGGGUGCACGAGGUGUUAAGAGUCUACUAUGACAGGCUGGUGGAUGACACGGAUCGUGACUGGAUAUUCAAUACAUUGCAUGUAGUUGUUCAGAAAUAUCUUGAAGAAGAUUUAAACCAAAUGUUUGCCCACCUUGUAAAGGAUAAGCCAGUUGGCAGCCGUGUUGGAGAAACAGAGUUGCGUCGUCUCCUCUACUGUGACUUUGCUAACCCCAAAGCUGACACCAGAAACUAUAUUGAAGUAACUGAUUUGGAUGCUCUACGCGUCAUUGUGGAAGGUUACUUAAACGAAUACAACAACAUGAGCAAAAAGCCAAUGAAUUUGGUUCUGUUCAGGUUUGCAAUAGAACACCUGUCCAGAAUUUGCCGUAUUCUGAAACAGCCUCGCAGCCAUGCCUUACUGGUCGGGGUGGGAGGCAGCGGCAGACAAUCUCUCACACGAUUAGCUGCACACAUCUGCGAGUAUGAUAUCGUCCAAGUGGAGAUCAGUAAACUGUACGGCAUGUACGAGUGGCACGAAGACCUAAAACACACUUUACUACGAGCUUGUGCCAGUGAUCAACACGUUGUGUUUCUUUUCACUGAUACUCAGAUCAAAGAGGAGGCUUUUGUGGAGGACAUAAGCAACAUGCUUAACUCAGGAGAGGUGCCAAACCUGUUUGGUACUGAUGAGAAGGCUGACAUUUGUGAGAAGAUGAGGGUUAUUGAUCGCCAGAAAGAUAAAUCUCAACAGACAGAUGGAAGCCCUGUAGCUCUCUUCAACUUGUUUGUACAAAUCGUGAAGGACCAGCUGCACGUGGUUCUUGCAUUCAGCCCUAUCGGUGAUGGGUUCAGGAACAGAAUCCGGAAGUUCCCUGCUUUGGUCAAUUGCUGCACCAUAAAUUGGUUCCAGGCAUGGCCGCCAGACGCACUGCUGGCUGUGGCAACCAAGUUCCUUGGGGAAAUUGAUCUGCCAGAGAAUGAACGAACAGCUUGCAUCGAGAUGUGCCAAGAGUUCCACACUUCCACCCACAACAUGGCAGUAGAGUACUUCCUGAGGCUACAGAGGCACACGUAUGUCACACCCACAUCAUACUUGGAGCUGAUCAACACUUUCAAAGAUUUGCUUUCCAAGAAACGAGAGGAGUUGAUGACAGGAAAGCGCAGAUACGAGGUGGGUGUGGAGAAGUUGGUGUAUGCAGCAGGUGAGGUCAGUGUGAUGCAGGAUGAGCUGAUACAGCUACAGCCAGCACUUCAGCAGGCAGCAGCAGAUGUCAAGGAGAUAAUGACCAAGGUGGAGUCAGAAUCAGAGGAUGUGGCCAAGGUGGAGGAGGUAGUAAAAGCUGACGAAGCAGUAGCCAACGAACAAGCAGAGGCAGCUAAUGCGAUUCGGACAGAGUGUGACGCACGUCUGGCCGAAGCCAUGCCCAUCCUACAGGCUGCACUAGCUGCUCUAGAUACUCUCACUCCAGCUGACAUCACUGUCGUCAAGUCCAUGAAGAGUCCACCCAAGGGAGUCCGCCUUGUCAUGGAAGCUGUCUGCAUCCUCAAGGAUGUAAAACCAGACAGAAUACCAGAUCCUGGUGGCAGUGGCAAGAUGGUGGAAGAUUUCUGGGGGCCGUCAAAACGAGUGCUUGGUGAUAUCAAGUUCUUAGACAGUCUUAUCAAUUUUGAUAAGGAUAACAUCCCCCCAAGAAUCAUGAAAGUGAUUAAUGAACGCUUUCUUAACAAUGAAGAUUUUGAUCCUGUAAAAAUCAAAACUGCAUCUACUGCAGCUGAAGGUCUGUGUAAAUGGAUAAAAGCCAUAUCCGAGUAUGACGUCCAAGCGAAAAUAAUCGCACCUAAGAGAGCCGCCUUGGCAGUGGCCGAAGGCGAUUACAACAAGGCCAUGGCAGCUCUGGAGAUCAAGAGGGCACAGCUGCGGGAGGUUCAGAAGAAGCUGGCAGACCUGGAAAAAGUUUUGGAACAGAACAAGGCAAGAUUCAAGGAUCUUCAAGAUGAUGUAGAUCUCUGUACCAAGAAGCUGCAGAGGGCUGAGGAACUGAUCGGUGGUCUUGGAGGUGAAAAGGAUCGUUGGACUGCAACCGCUAAACAACUUGGAGAGCGUUAUCAUCUUCUCACAGGAGAAAUCUUGGUGGCAUCUGGAGCUGUUGCGUACUUGGGGCCAUUCACUCUACAGUUCCGAAUAGACCAGAUAAAGAAGUGGGUGGACCAUGUGAACAGUUUCAACAUUUACUGCCCACGGGACUUCAGCUUGAUGGCUAUCCUGGGCCAACCGGUUGAGAUCAGAGCUUGGAACAUCUUUGGAUUACCCACAGACUCGUUCUCUAUAGACAAUGGCAUCAUUGUUAAAAAUGCCAGACGUUGGCCCCUGAUGAUCGACCCUCAAAGCCAAGCGAAUAAAUGGAUAAAAAAUAUGGAGAAAGCAAAUAAUUUAAGUGUCAUCAGGAUGAGUGGCUCUGACUAUGUUCGAGUUCUUGAAAAUGCCAUUCAGUUUGGCCAACCUGUUCUGUUAGAAAACAUUGGUGAAGAGUUGGAUGCAUUACUGGAGCCUCUUUUGAUGAAACAGACAUUCAAGCAAGGGGGUGCCAUCUGCAUCAAACUGGGUGACUCGGUCGUAGAGUAUUCACCUUUAUUUAGAUUCUACUUGACUACGAAGUUGAGGAAUCCGCACUACUUGCCCGAAGUGGCAGUGAAGGUUACACUGCUCAACUUUAUGAUCACACCGAUUGGGCUUGAAGACCAGCUGCUAGGAAUUGUAGUGGCCAAGGACAGGCCGGAUUUGGAGGCAGAGAAAAACCAGUUGAUUGUCCAGGGUGCAGAAAAUAAGAGAAUGUUGAAAGAAAUAGAAGAUAAAAUAUUGGAAGUGCUUUCAACCUCAGAAGGUAACAUUCUAGAAGAUGAGGAGGGGGUGAAUGUUCUGAGCUCCUCAAAAGUCCUGGCAAAUGAAAUCUCUGAGAAACAGGCAGUUGCUGAAGUCACUGAAAAGUCGAUAGAUGCAGCUCGACAGGAAUACCAGCCCAUAGCAAAUCACUCUACAGUGUUAUUUUUUAGCAUAGCAAAUUUGGCAAACAUUGAUCCAAUGUACCAAUAUUCUCUGGUUUGGUUUGUUAAUCUCUACAAAACUGCUAUUGACAACACAGAGAAAUCUGAAAAUGUGGAAGAGAGAAUUGAAGAGCUAUCAAAAUAUUUUACCUAUUCAUUGUACGUCAACAUAUGCCGCAGUCUUUUUGAAAAGGAUAAACUGCUGUUCUCUCUUAUCCUGUCAGUAAACUUGAUGUUCAAUACCAACAACAUGGACCAUGCAGAGUGGAUGUUCUUGUUGACUGGUGGAGUGGGUCUAGACAAUCCUCAUCCUAACCCGGCCUCCUGGCUCCCCCAGAAUUCUUGGGACGAGCUUUGCAGAUGUGAUGACCUGCCAAUGUUCCAAGGAAUCCGUGAACAUUUUGAAUCCAACAUAAAAGAAUGGAAAAAGUUUUUUGACAGCAUGGAACCCCAUAAGAACCCAUACCCAGAGCCUUGGGAGAAGAAACUUAACAGUUUCCAGAAGAUAGUACUUUUAAGAUGCAUCCGUUUUGAUAAGGUUGUGCCUGCCAUACAAGAUGAAGUUGAAGCUCAUUUGGGUCAGAGAUUUGUUGAGCCACCUCCAUUUGAUUUGCCAGCUUCUUUUGCGGACUCCCAUUGCUGCAUUCCGCUCAUCUUUGUCCUCACCCCCGGAGCUGACCCUACAGCUUUACUCCUCAAAUUUGCGGAGGAUAUGGGAUUUGGAGGGUCACGCCUGAACUCCCUGUCCUUAGGUCAAGGUCAAGGUCCAAUAGCAGUUCGGAUGAUUGAUGAGGGAGUCAAGAAUGGCACCUGGGUGGUGCUUCAGAACUGCCAUCUCGCCAAGAGCUGGAUGCCUACUCUAGAAAAACUGUGUGAGAACUUCAGUCCGGACAGCACUCACCCAGACUUCCGGCUCUGGCUCACAUCUUACCCGGCCGAGCACUUCCCUGUCUCAGUGCUGCAGAAUGGAGUCAAAAUGACAAAUGAACCUCCUAAAGGAAUGAGAGCCAAUGUUUUAAGGUCCUUUACUAGUGACCCAAUUGGCAAUCCAGAGUUUUUUGAAGGCUGCAAGCAGAGUAUGUCUUUCAAGAAACUUGUUUUCGGUCUCUGUUUCUUCCAUGCUCUUGUCCAAGAACGGAGGAAGUUUGGACCUCUCGGCUGGAACAUUCCAUACGAGUUCAAUGAAACUGAUCUGCGAAUUAGUGUUCAACAACUCCACAUAUUUCUCAACCAAUAUGAGGAUGUCCAGUACGAAGCCCUAAAUUAUCUGACCGGUGAAUGUAACUACGGAGGCAGAGUGACAGAUGACUGGGACCGAAGGUGUCUCAUCACAGUCCUCCGCAAGUUCUACUGUCCUGCUUUGGUUACAGAGUCUGAUUACUUUUUCGAUCCCUCAAAACUGUACUAUGUACCUGAAGUCAAGGACCAUGAAGCAUUUGUGAACUACAUCAAGACCUUUCCACUGAUCACCAACCCAUCGGUUUUUGGUAUGAACGACAAUGCUGACAUCAUGAAGGAUCAACAGGAGACCUUCGUUCUGUUCACAAACACUCUUCUAACUCAGGUACAUUAUAGUGAAAAGAACGUUUUCAGGUAUCUCAGACUGCAUUUCAUUGACAUUGCAGACAAAUGUAGCAGAUUGUACUUUUUGUCCGUUUGCACAUACCAGUACGGGUAUUUAUUCAUUAAUUUAUUCCUACAGAAAAUUCCACUUCAUUAUUAA